This is a messenger RNA of Tetrahymena thermophila SB210, 2001 nucleotides long. Its product is annotated as PX-SNX-like domain protein. NCBI's taxonomy places the organism in Eukaryota, Ciliophora, Oligohymenophorea, Hymenostomatida, Tetrahymenidae. The transcript is spliced from 8 exons. The record is from RefSeq and is a predicted model, not a curated record. Gene Ontology annotation, cellular component: endosome. Gene Ontology annotation, molecular function: phosphatidylinositol binding.
AUGGAUUUUUCAAAAUCAUAUUAAGAAGGAGUAAAAAGUAAAGUUUAUUAAAAAGAAGCAGAUUUAUUAGAGUAAGACGACAUCGAUCAUAUAUUUUCGUAAAGUGCUUAUGCUUCUAUAGGAAACUCUUUUGUUUAAGUGAAUUCUGUUCAAAAUAGUGCAAUACAACACUAAUUUGAUGCUGAGAUUAUAUAAAACCCAAAACUAUCAUUUGAUAAAGAAUAAUUAAAUAAUUCAGAUCAAGUCUAGUAGGAAAAAAAUGACAAUAUUUAAAUAGAAGAAAAAGCAAGAGAGUCCAUUCAUUCCAACAUAAUUAAUUUACUUGAUUCAGGAGAAGAAGUUUAGAUCAAUCAAAAUAUGGAUUUGUAUUCGUUUGAAAACUAUGGCGAAAAUGAGAUAGAUAAAAAGUUUUUAGAAAACAAAAGAAUCGAAAAUGCUAAUAAAGAGAUAAUUGAAAAUAAUAUCAAUAACUUACUAGAAUAUGUUCCUGAUAAUGCUGAAGACCAGCAAAAUUCUUAGUUUUUUGAUAUUUAAGCUCAAACAACUGCGUUAUCAGCUAAAAUGCUUCUCGAAUCUUCUAUUUAAUCCAAUAAUUAGUUAUAGAUAGCCUCUAAUAACUAACCAGAAAUAUAGAAAGGUUCAUAAUAAAUUCAAUUGUAAAAACAAGGAAGUAGUAACUCUCAAAAAAACUUAAUUUCUAGCUUGCAUUAAAACAUAAUUUUUGAAGAUGAUGAAGAAUAAGAGAGCGAAAGAGACAAUAAAUCAAUGCAGCUAUACAAAGAAAGAGAUUAGAUCAUAGCUAUUGAUAAAUCGCUAAUGACUAAUAGGAUCAUUAUUGUUUGUGAGCCAGAGCUUAUUACUGAAGGGUAUAUAACUACUUAUAAAUUGUACAGAGUCAAAAGUAAAAUUCAGUAGUAUUCAGGGUUUGAUUCAGAAGUUUUGAGGAGGUUUAGCGAUUUUGAAUGGCUAUAUAACGAGCUUGUGAAUAAAUACGGAGGAUAUCUUAUUCCUUUAUUACCAGAAAAAAAUAUUUUAACUAAAUUCAAUAUUGAGACAGCAGACUUCACUAAAGAUAGGCAAAAGAAUUUAGAAUUUUUCCUAUAAAAACUUCUUGACCAUUAAAAACUUCAAACAGUUCCAGAACUUAAGUUAUUUUUGUUUGCUAAGAACGAAGUUUUUUCGUUAGUGAAAGGAGAAGCAGAAUCAUAAAAGACAAUCGAAUAAAAAUACCAAAAUGUUAUAGGCUCAGUUAAAAAUUACUUUUAACAAAGUAUAGUGCCUUUUUUUGGAUAUUCUCAAGAAAAAGGUUAGGAGAUAGUGAGAGAGUAAACAGAAUUAGAUAAAGAUCUAAAUAAUUAUGAAGCAUAUAUUCAAAAUUUGGCAUAAAAAAUGCACAAUUUUUUGAAAGUUUACGAAUGCCAUUUUAGUGUAAUGGAUGAAGAGCUUAAGUACUUAAAUGAACUUAAUACUCAUUAUUCUAAAUAUAUAGAAUCCACUUAAAAAGAAAUUAAAAUAUCAAAUAGACAUUAACAACUAAAUUUAUAAAGUGAAGCAUACAAUUAAUAGGAAAAAAGUAAUUUGAUAAACUAAAAACUUAUCAAUUUAAAAGAAGACUACAUUUUCAAAUGGAGGAAUUAGUUUCAGCCUUAGUUAGAAGUUUGGUAUAAAAAUUGCAUUGCAGCUUAGGAAGCAUUAAAUAGAAGAAAAGAAAUUAUAAUUACUAUAGUCAACCAUAGUAAAAGAAUUUAAGAAUUAAAUCUCUAAAAUAAAAAGAAUAACAAUCAAAGAGACACAGAGAUGGACAUUUUAUAUAAUAAUCUUGUAAAAAAUUAACAGAAGCUAGAAAAUAUAAACAAGAUUCUAGUCACAGAGAUCAAAGAAUACGAUGAAAACUAGCAAUAAUAAUUUGAGCAAAUGAUUAAUUUAUUUAUUGAAAUAGAGAAAGAUUUUCAUUAUAAGUAAAAUGAAAUCUAUCAUGGAAGAGAGCCUAAUAUAAUUUGA